CGCGUUGUUCGAUCGCCCGCCCCCAGUAACAGGUCCACUGCCCAUCGCGGCUUCGUCGCUUCAGGCCUCGCGGCGUUCGCUGGCGCUCAACUGUUCCUCGAUCGCGUAUCUGCAUCUGGCUUGCUGCUGACCUGUCCCCUGGCUACGCGGUACAUGAGCUGUUUAGCUCCGUUGCUUUCGGCCCAUCUUUAGGCCUGCUCAGCCCUGAGAUUCCGUCGUACCUAGUCGACAGUCGCCACUCUUCCCCUCCUCCUGUCCUCCUUAGUCUCCACGCCCGCUCCUUUUUCAUCGACCGAUCUUACAACCUUACUCUCUACCUACAGCCUGUCGUUGCUAGACGACUGAGUGCUCCGUUCGUAAGAGAAAAAGACACUGUCCAAGACCUGUCAGCCUUCAGCGACCACACUGCCACUGCACACCUGCCACCCUUAUUUGUCACCUACUUCAACCGAUUGGAUUUCACCAUGCCGGCGGAGCGUCGAACAUUUACUGCGACCAGACCGGUCAAGACCGAGCGCACUCACGAAGAGAACCAAGAACGUGCCUACAUCGCUGCAUCGCGACGCAGUGACCGCAGUCUCGAGGCGCGCAUUGAGUCUGCACGAAGAGCUUCUGAGAUCCAUAAGAAGCGCACGGGACGUGCCUUGCGUGUGACUGAACAGGAUGUCAUCAAUGAAGAAAUGUACGAAGAAGAAGACGAUGAUUUGCCUACGCAGUACCAGCGGUUGAAUGCACAUCUGCACACUACUUCGGUCAUGUUCAACAAGAAGCUACACGACUACAUUGCGACACAGCAUGGCGUCAGAAACAUGUUCAUGUCACAGUAUCAGAACCCAUCCUACCAGCAGUUUGGUGGUCAAUACCCAGCCAAUGGUGGAUCCUUCCCUCAAGCGAACAACUGGAUGAAUCCACUCAUGCUCCCACCUCAGCAGUUUAGUUCUACUACACCCCAGAAUUUUCAACAGGCGCAACCCUUUAGUCCCACUAGUGCCAAACCACAAGGAUCUCGACAGUCUCCGUACCAUAUUCCUCAGCGUUCGCAGUCCCAUCAACGUUCUCUUUCCAUCCAGCUACCUCAAGCGGCCAAGCCUUUCGAUCCGUCUGCACAGCAAGCAAACAACGACGUGACUUCACCGCAGGGCGGCAUGAAUAGGAGAGUAUCUUUACCACCUCGAGAUGGACAGUUGCGUCCUACAUAUUCGCGCUCGCCCACUGCUCAAUCACCUCAGAGCGCAUCACCAACUGCAGGAUCAAUCAAAGAGGAGCCGCGUUUACAGAGCGAUACUAGCACGCCCAACUCGUACAUGUAUAGCCCAACAGCCUAUCCCAUGAACUCACAGCUGUCGAACACGAACCCUUUGACUAUGUCACUGCCUCCCGAGUCGCAGCAGUUCAUCGGUUCAGCACUUGACCCAAACGAUCCCCGAACUGCCAUGUUCAUGUCGGGUAGCGACUCCCUUCCUCAACCCUUUGCUCCUACCUAUACUUAUAAUCCCAAUUUCUCGAAGCCGACAAAGACUGGUAACCCAGGAACCCCGACUGGCACGGCACAGACUUUGUCAACUGGAGUGGGCAUCAAGAUGGAACAUGGUGUUGACGCCAAUCCCCCAUCUUCGAUAUCAGAUGGCUUUUAUCCCAACGACGCAUUCUUAACACCUGGAAAUGGUGAUUACAAUGCGUUCUUUGAUUUCCAAGGCGGAGGGUACUCCCAACUUGGCGAAGAACAGGUUACCAACGAUCAACUCGAUGGCUCCAACUUCGUCAACUGGGACUGAGGUUGCUAGAAGUUCUCAUACUCGUUCUGAUAACUUAUGCUCGAGCGCAAUGCGUUUGGGAUUAUUGAGGGUAAGUAACGGGCACUCGCUUAUUUAUGAUUUUUGCAAGGUUUUCAUUAUGUUCUUGGUUAAUAUGUACCCGAUACCUACUAUCCUUUUUCCUAACGAUGUUACGACUCCGGGCGUUCUGUGGAGUUGCUGGCGCAGAUAUGGAAAAUAACCAGGGGGUAAAGACAUUGCUGUGUCUUCUACAUUGGCGCUUUAGGUCGCUUUGAUGGCGACAUCUCCCCUCCCCAUAGUAUUGGGCUAUGUUGUUAGCUACGAUAUAAUUAAUAAUUGUAGCGGCCUUGAAUUGGCUUCCUGCUCCCAAUCUAGUUACUUGUUAUGCAGUACUUGACGUG
Molecule: messenger RNA, 2176 nt
Organism: Cucurbitaria berberidis CBS 394.84
Lineage: Eukaryota; Fungi; Ascomycota; Dothideomycetes; Pleosporales; Cucurbitariaceae
Exons: 2
Coding region: 465-1775 (436 amino acids)
Source: RefSeq, a predicted model, not a curated record